CGUGGCCUGCGGCUCCGGGCCGGUGGCGCCGCUGUCGGUCGCGCUGACUGCUCGUGUGGACCCCGGGUCGCGGGCGCUCGCUGCCGGCCGCCGCUCAGCCCCCGCCGCCGAGGCCGUCGGCCCGAGCCUCCGCCAUGGACUUCGAGGACGAUUAUACACACUCUGCUUGCAGAAAUACUUAUCAGAGCUUUAACGGAAUGGAUCGUGAUUACGGCCCUGGAUCUUAUGGAGGGAUGGAUCGUGACUAUGGCCAUGGAUCCUAUGUGGGUCAGAGAUCCAUGGACUCCUACCUAAACCAGUCAUAUGGCAUGGACAGUCACAGUGGUGGUGGUGGGGGUAGCAGGUAAAUGCUUCAUCGCUUGGCCAAAUACUUAGAUGACUAUAAGAUUCUGAAUAUUUUCAUUUAACUUAAGUCUUCCUUAGGCAUGUUAUGGUACUGGAAUUUCUCUAUUUGGAAUUGAAUAAUUCCCUUAAAUGUUUAAAGGUGUUAAUGGUUAUAAAAAUUAUUUCCGCAUCACUGGCAGACAUUAUUUUAGGAGAACCUUAGGAAACCAUUAUCAUUUCAUUAUGAUAGAGGGACAUUUUCUGUCUUUAGCAGUGAACUUUUUUUCCCUGCUUCUUUUACUUUUAACUCCUUAUCAGUAGGAAUGUCUUGAACAAAUGCGAUAAAAAUGUUAUUGGAAACCUUAUUUAUGAAGCGUUUAAUGAUUUUUCAAAAAAGUCUUUCCUAACGGGGGGGGGGUACACUCUAUAAAGCAGCAAAGCAGUCUUUGCCUCGAGCGGGUUUCACUUAGCCAGUCUAGCAACAUUAAGUUUCUGAGAAACAUUUAAGCUAGUUUUUUCUUUUAAUUUUAAAUUAAGUUUCAAGAGCAUAUAAUAAUGAUAAAAAGCGUGGUUUAAAUCUCGUCGAGGUCAUUUCUUGGCAGGUACUUAACACCAGAAACACAUGUGCUCUAGACCAGAAGCCUCAUGUUGAAGCCAUGAGUACUACACUUGUGCUUAUUCUAAUGCACUGCAGUUCAGAUUGUCCAUGCGUUUCACUGUGGAUGCUGCGUAAGACCUACACCUAGUGGGAUUCCUACAGACUCUAGGACCGAUCCUGUUUCAGGCCGAGGGAGUCUACUUUCUGAGGCACAGGAGUCCUACUAAAUAUAAGUAGACCUGGUUAGGAAACAUUUGAAGCUACUGUCCUUCAUAAAUUGAAGGAUCUGGAUUCCUUAAGGAUGGAUUGAAUGAUGCCGACUUUUCUUUUUUUCUGCUUCAAGUGUACCAUUUUGGUUCAUAGCAGAGAAAAAUCAAGCAAAUAGAUAGAUCCACCAAUUUGGCUUAAGUGAUAGAUGGUUUGAAAAAUCUAGUCGGAAAAAAGGAGUAAUUUUUACACGGGUACUAGGAUUCAGAAAUAAAUAGUACCUUCGAUUCAGUGACCUGUAAAUAACUGAGGCAACGUAAGCCAUCUACGUGUGUUUCCGUAUCAGCUCCUGCCUGUCACAUAGUGCACGUAAGCACAUGCGUAAAGGUGCGGAGAAGUUCUCACCUUGCGCAUGUGUAACCGUGGGCCUUUUAAAACAACACCGUAGGAUAAGCAGCCUUCGUAAUUCAUGCUUUGGUGAGGAGGAAGCUGGUUUCUUCUGUUGACUCUAUUGAAACCUUGAGGAGACUGUGUGCUCCUCUUUUAGAGUAGUUUUAUGUGAUAAUUUUCUGCCAGGGAACAAUUUUUCAAAUAAUCAAAGACGUCAUAAAAUGUAUUCUUUCUAAUCUGCCUUGAAAAUUCAUAUGCGUAGGAUAUAUGUUGGUGGUCUUUUAUGUUCUAUUUUAUGUGCUUAAUCCUUCUAGACUUGUUAGAUUUAUUAGCCUAUAAGUGAAAAGUGACUGAGGAUUGAUUAUUGACUGUAACUGAAGUUUUAUAACCACAUAAUGCUCCCAAUUUUGACUGCUAUAGAUGCAAUGAAGCAGUUUUGUGAUAUAGAUUAUGGGGGUACGAACGGAUCUUUUCUGUGUCACAAAUAGCCUACAUCUGUGUAGUCUUCAAUUUGUGUCCCUACUGAAAGCCAAAGUAUUGUAACUAUUUUGUAUUUUCUAAUAUCAGGGGUGGAUUCAAAGAAAGUUUGAGUAGUUUGUGAACGUUAGCAAAUGACUUUUUCCAAGACUAGGGCUGGGCUUCGAUAAUGACAGACAAAUCGUUCCUUUUAACAAAGUAGAAAGCUGCCAAAAGCAGACGUCUAAGCCAAGGUUUACUUGACUCAAUUCAUAUCCAAACACUGACUCAGAUAGCUUUCUAUCUGGUCUCAUGCUGAAGUGCCCAGCCCUAAUCAAGUGUGAACCAAAGCAGAACUGUGCAAACCAGUAUGUGGUAAAUGCAUUUUGGUUGAUAAAUGUCAUCUGAUAAUUUGUCUUUUGAAUAUUGUCUAACACUAGUAAGCUUACUUUUGUUUUUUCCCUCACUGUGCAACUCUUCCAGGUUUGGACCUUAUGAGUCUUACGACUCCAGGUCUUCUCUGGGUGGGCGAGAUCUGUACAGAUCUGGCUAUGGUUUUAAUGAACCCGAACAAAGCCGCUUCGGAGGUAGUUAUGGUGGUCGAUUUGAGAGCUCCUACCGGAAUAGCCUUGACUCUUUCGGAGGUAGAAGCCAGGGCGGGUCUAGCUGGGAAGCACCUUACUCCCGUUCAAAAUUGAGGCCUGGGUUUAUGGAGGACAGAGGAAGAGAGGGUUGCUCUUCCUACAGCAGUUUUUCUUCACCCCAUAUGAAGCCUGCACCUGUAGGCUCUCGGGGGAGAGGAACGCCUGCUUAUCCUGAAAGUGCGUUUGGAAGCAGAAACUAUGAUGCUUUUGGAGGACCAUCAACAGGCAGAGGCCGAGGCCGAGGAGUAAGUACAACAGAAUCUUUUCAGAUUCUUUUCACUAGUCACUCUUUUAAACCCUUUCAAGACCAUGGUUUGCAACUAGAACAAACACUGUUCAUCCCAGUGUGUUGUGAAGCCAAAGCUAAGUCAUGAGCAUAAUUGUUAGGUCGCCUGUACAAGUUUCUCUAGCACCUCAGAAAAUACGUGGCAGUGUGAGAGGACCUCCUAAAGUUUUGCCAGCUCUCCCUUUAUUCAAAAGGUGAGGACAUCAGGUUUGGUCUAAAAGGGGUUAAAAGGAGUUGCAUUUUGCCUUGUAAACACUAGCAGUUCGCUGGUGGGACAGCGCUUGGACUGCUGCAAAGUAAUGAACCUUGGAGUUUCUGAGUAGGUUAAAGGUGCAAUGUAUGAUCACACGUGUCUGCCUUGCUGCUAAACUCUGGCACGUAGAAUUUCUUCAGAGCUUCAUGUUUCCCAUGAAGCACGAGAGACUCAAAGUCGGUGACAGAUGAGGGCAGUGUCGCCAUGUUUACAUGGUGAAGACCUUGAAACGCUAGUGGGUUGUAGAUGAUUUGCGGUCAGUUCCAUUUUGCUAACUCACUCUCUGACAGUGUGUCCUACUGCUGGGUGUUGUGUUUUCCCUGUGUCACUAGUUUUCCUAUUGAGAAAUAACUUCCUCCCUGUACAAACAUGUGUAUGCUCCUUCCAAGGAAGUAAUAUUUUGUAAAUUACUGCUUAAACCGGUAAAUAUACUAGUCUUUACGAAUGUAAUUUUAGGAUGUGUAGGAUAAGGAUUCUGCCUUACAUUCUUAGGUAGCUUGGUUGACAUGAAAUUUUUCCUAGGAAGUAUAUGUAGAUUGUGGAGUUACUAUGUCGUUUGAUCCUAUAAAGAAUACUGUAUUUUUGCUAUAAUGUAAAUUUUUUUUUUUUUUUUGUCUUAAACAGUCAGUUGCUCUUAGUGUUCUCUUUGCAGAGGAAAGUACUUCUGAUGAAAAACGUAGUAGGGCACAUAUUUUGGACUGUUUACUAGCCUUUGGUACCUCAGUGUAGUCUGUCAUCCUUGUCUAGAAAUUUUGCAUUUAUAACAGUUACUCUUUACUUAUAUAAAAUGCAUUGCACCUUUAAUGGCUAAUUAAUGAAGAUUUUUCUGAUGUGACUAUGUAAAUUACCUGGAAACACUAAAUGAUUCAAGGUUACUAGGUUAGACAGGUGUUCCUAAGCAUAAUACACAGGUGUCAGCAACUGCUGUGUUGCUAGUCCACCAUGCCUUACGAUCGUGGAUUAAUUGAAAAUAGUUGGGGUAAUAGGUUUUGGGCUUCGAAAUUGAAAAUCGAUUCCAGUUUUAAAAAUUUGGAAAACAGUUAACAUUUUCCAUGCUAUUACUUUAGGCAAAUGAUUUUUUUCUUAAUGAGACUCCAAAUGUCAGUUUUGUUUUCACGAUAGAGAAGCAGGUAUUCCAGUCCUUUAUUUUCACCAUUCUGGUCUGAAUGGACUUUGCUUUCUCUCCUCCUGUUAAUGAAGUAGAUGAACCAACAGGGCUUUUUCUUUUUAAAUCUUCACUUGUACAAUUCCCGUUGGAUCCUUCUCUUCAGAUUACUCCUCAAUCUUUAUCUUCUAAAAGUAAGUUUAGCAGAGUAAAUUUCUCUGGCCACGUGGCUUCUUGGUGUAGCGGAUUUUGUUAAUGACAAGACGGGACACAAAGAGUCGUUUGGUUGCAUGACUCUUCGUCUGUAAACUCUUGCUUCUUGGGCUUCUGGGUCAGGAUAUGUUUCUCUAGGUAAGAAUGUGAAUGGAACGUCAGAUGCAGUUCUUUAUCUGAAGUGUGUCUUGGAAGUUGAUGCAUGGUUAUGCUUAACUCUCCUAUUUCAGACUAAUGUUCCAUCUCGCCUUCUCAUCCCUUUUUCAACAGGGAGAAAUUCUAAAUGAUUUCUGGAUCUUUUUUUUUUUUUAAUUUCAGACUUCAAAUAUGGUCUUCUUGGUGUAUCUUAGCAUUCAGUCAGGUUUUAGUGACAUCAAGAUGUCUUUUAAGGUCUUUUCAUGGGAGAACCUCGAUUAGGGACUCUGAAGAGGAGCUGUCAGAGAGUUGUACAAGUGGUAACAUUCCCACAGGCACAUUCGUUGUUCAUGAUCUCAAUUUGGGAUUGUAAGAAUCAAAAGGAGGGAAUCUAUAUUUGUUCUACUGGAGAUAAAAAUGCCAGUUCCCUGGAUUGGAGUUCAUGUCAUCAUUUAUGAAGUUUUUAAUGUUUUUAUUCAGGGUGGACAUGUAAAAUUUAGUUAACAUUCUGAGGAAUUUUCAGGUGAAAAUUUUUAGAUAGAUAACGUGUAAAUUUUGUAUGAAGUCGUACUUUGCCUUUGGAUACUAUGCUCAUAUUUCUUGAUUUCACAAAUUUGCAGCAUAUGAGUGAUUUUGGAAGCAUUCAUAGACCUGGAAUUGUUGUUGACUAUCAAAACAAACCCACCAGUGUGACAGUUGCUGCCGCAAGAGGAAUAAAGAGAAAAAUGAUGCAACCAUUUAAUAAGCCUGGUGGAACCUUUAUCAAGAAACCCAAGCUGGCGAAACCUGUGGAGAAGAUGAGCCUCAGCAAAUCGCCCA
Molecule: messenger RNA, 5430 nt
Organism: Sus scrofa (pig)
Lineage: Eukaryota; Metazoa; Chordata; Mammalia; Artiodactyla; Suidae
Source: RefSeq, a predicted model, not a curated record